AUGCACUGGUAUAAAGGCAAUUCUUCAUGUGUUCUUUUACCAGAAAAUACCCAACAAAUAUCCUCAAUUCUUUCUCAUUGUUAUAAAAGAAAGCUUGCUUUAGUGCCCCAAUCUGGAAAUACUGGAUUGGUUGGGGGGUCAAUUCCGAUGCAUGAUGAAAUAAUUUUAUCAAUGAAAAAAUUUACUAAAAAUUUUGAACUGGAUUCGACUUCAGGUAUUUUGGAAUGUGAUUCUGGUUUUGUACUCGAAGAAGUGGAUAAUCGAAUAGCCAAAGAAGGGUAUAUGGUGCCUGUUGAUUUAGGGGCAAAAGGAAGUUGUUUAAUUGGCGGUGUUGUUGCUACAAAUGCUGGAGGGAUUAGAUUAAUUAGAUAUGGAUCUAUGCAUGCAAAUGUUACUGGACUUGAAGUGGUAUUGCCAAAUGAACAAGGUCAAAUUCUUCGUUUAGGCUCACCUCUACGUAAAGACAAUGCCGAUUUACAUUUACAUAAAUUGUUCAUAGGAUCAGAGGGGCAACUUGGAGUGAUAACUAAAGUAUUUAUGCAAGUUGUGCCGAGGCCGUUGUCUGUACAUUCUGCGAUGAUAGGUGUCAAUUCCUUUGAAAAAUGUCAACAAAUACUCAAAAUAGGUAAACAAAUGCUCAACGAAAUAAUUUCUUCUUUUGAAUUUAUUGAUGGGGAAUCGAUGAAAAUGGUUAAAGAAAAUGCUGGGCUGGAUUGCCCUUUGAGUAUUUUGUCUAAUUUUUUUCUUUUAAUUGAAACUUCAGGUUCAAAUGAGGAACAUGAUUCGUCCAAAAUGGAUAAAUUUUUAACUAAAAUUUUGGAAAGUGGACUGGCUGAAGACGGGGUUUUGGCUAAAAAUGCUUCCGAAGCAGACCAAUUAUGGAAAAUUAGAGAAAGUUGUCCUUUGGCAAUCAGAAAAGAUGGUUAUGUAUUUAAACACGACUUUUCUCUUCCUCUAAAAUAUUUUUAUGAAUUACCCGAAGCAGUUAGAAAACAAUUAAAUGGAAAAGCAAAAAGAAUAAUUUCAUUUGGACAUAUUGGUGACGGAAAUGUACAUAUAAAUGUUUCUAUUCCUGAAUAUGAUCAAAAAAUCUAUGAUUUAUUAUAUCCAUUUGUCUAUGAAUGGGUUUAUUCAAAAGGCGGCAGUAUAUCAGCAGAGCAUGGAAUUGGACACGUAAAGAGAACCUUCCAUCAUAAUUUAGUUAACCCAAAAAUUAGAGAAAUAAGUUCAUCAAUUAAAAAAUUGUUUGAUCCAAAAGGAAUACUUUCCCCGUACAAAAUGAUUGAUUUCUAG
Meloidogyne enterolobii is the source of this 1293-nucleotide messenger RNA. The record is from the annotation of a GenBank genome assembly. Lineage: Eukaryota; Metazoa; Nematoda; Chromadorea; Rhabditida; Meloidogynidae.